Messenger RNA from Closterium sp. NIES-67, 2792 nucleotides. NCBI's taxonomy places the organism in Eukaryota, Viridiplantae, Streptophyta, Zygnematophyceae, Desmidiales, Closteriaceae. The record is from the annotation of a GenBank genome assembly.
ACCUUCACCCAGAUAUGCUCCCCAGCGACCCGACACCUAGGAGUGCGGUGCAACGCAUCUCACUUACUGCUCUCACUGCAGGGAGACUACGGCUCACGAGGACAACAGGUAGACUACACAAAACAGAUGCUCAUUCUGUUCCGGCCACGAAAAUCGUCGAACACUCGCGGGUUCCCUGACAGCUCAAACAUCGGCCGUCACGCCACGUCACGCGCACGGCGAUUGCGGUUUUCCCAAGCGGCCACGCAGCCAAUCCUGUGGAGGAGGAAGUCAAACGUCGCCACGCCGAGAGGCUACGAAGAGAGGCCAGCAUGAGAGGCCACGAGGCUUGAAAAGGCUUAGAACCUAUACCUUACUCGGGCUGCUACGUCCAUCGUUCCUAAGCGCCAGGGAAUAAGAUAUCUCGCCCAGUGACGGAAGUUCUAGCGCGUCCACCACUGGUAGGCCACUUCACCCGUUGCGUGCGCGGAAUGUGGGCCCAUGGCCGCGCCGUCGCAUCCUCCUCUGCUGAUGCCGCAUCUGCAUCUGCAUCUACAUCUGCUGCUGCUGCUGCUGCUGCUGCUGCUGCUGCAGGGAGGGCCACGUCGCCUGUGGCAAGCCUUUGGGACGAACUACUAUGGGAGGAAGACGAGGAGGGAGAGGAGCGAAUCUUAAGUGACGAGGGUAGAGGAGGGGCAGGACGAGGGCAUGUCACGGGAGCUGAUGGAAUGGUUGUUAGUGGCGGGGGUAUCAAUGGUGGGCUUGGAUGCGGGGAGGAGGAGCCGUGGGACGAUGGUGUGUGCGCCAUCCCUAAUGCGUAUACCAUCCCUGUUUCUGACCAUAGGCAUUGUGCUGCUGCUCUUCCGCCUCCUCCUCCCCAUCCGUCUGCUUCUGCCUUUCCUAUUUCUCCUGCUCCUUCUCCUCCUCCUCCUCCUCCUGCUCCUCCUGCUCCUGCUGUUCCUGCUGCUGGGGAUGCCACAUGUGAGCAUGCCUGUGAAGGAAUCGAUCACUCCACAGCCCAUCACGGCUAUGAUACCCGUUCCUUCUGUCCCCUCCCAUCCGCCUUUCCAUCCUCCCUUCCAUCCUCCCUCGCUCGCCACUCUAAUAGUUCUCCCCAGAGCCCCCACUCUCUUCCGCCCGUCCCUUCAUCCCCCCAUUUCGUGCUUGCCCCCUGUUCCCCCGCGUGCACCUGCAUUCUCUGCUCGCUGCUUCCGCCCUUCGCUGCUGCCACUGCUGCUGAUGCCACCGAUACUCCCACACCCGCCAAACCAGUGGCACCCGCAGCAGCUGCGCCAGCACCAGCACCCGCAGCAGCAGCUGCACCGUCACCAGAAUUGCCACUACCAGCAUCAGCAGCGAGACCAAUACCACCAGCACCAUCAUCACCACCACUAUCACCAUCACCAGCAGCAGCGGCAUUGCCGCAUGCAGUUUCGCCUCUGUCGUCUGUGAGUUCUCCUUUCAAGCGCCAGCGGACGGAGCUGGCAGCAUGGGGAGGGGUCGCACCUAGCAGCAAGCGAACCGCGCACACAGUUGUGGCAGCCAUGGAAGGAAACGACCUAGCAAGUGGAAGCAAAGGGCAGGGCGCAGAGAUAGAGGCAUGGUGUUCGGCCUUUCAGAUAGAUGAAAAGAUAGGGGGAGAUGGCGGGAUGCAGAACGGAUGGCAGCAGGCAAGAGAGGGUGGUGUGCAGAGCGGAAUUGAUGGCGAUUGUGGAGGGUUGGGUGGUAAGGCAUUGGGGUUGAUGGCUGGAAGUGCUGGUACGGAAUCUAGAGGAUUUGGCAGUGGUGGUGGUGGUGGUGGUGGUGGUGGUGGCAGCGGUGUUGGUGGUGGUGGUGGUGGUGGUGGGGUUGGCGGUGGGGGUGGUAAUGGGAAAGGUUAUGCGAGUGGGAGUGAAGGAAGGAGUUUGGGCGGCAGUAGGAGUGGUCAUGAGGGUGGGGGCCAGGGAGGCAGGCCACCCAACCUGGCUUCUCGCCUGGCUGCCCUCGUCACAAAAGCCACCACCACCACCACCGCCACCGCCACCGCCACCACCACCACCACCACCACCACCACCCCUACUCCAGCAGCAGCAGCAGCAGCCGCAGCAAGAAGCAACCAGCAGCUAUCCCUGUUCCAUGUGCCCCGGGCUGUUCCUCCCCAGGGCGACCUCGUGGAGCUCACGCUACUCGACGAUCUGACACGGCCCCUGCCCCGCCUCUGCUCCACAUUCGAUUCCCUUCCUCCUCCUAACUCCGCCCCUGGUGUGUCGGCCCACGGCAUGCACACACACAUGGGCACUGGGGUGCGGGCGGGGAUAGGCACAGGAAUGGGCAUGGGUAUGGGCAUGGGUGCCGGCCGCAGCCGGUACGGGGGCAGCAGGUUACCAGGGCUAUGGAGAGAAUUACAGGAGACAGGGGUUCACAUCAACAUCCCAUGCGCAUCGCACACGCCACGUGGGAGCAUGGGGGGAAGGGUUUCACCCAUGGGGAGCCACCCCCAGGCAACAGCUCUGGAGGAAAGCGCAGCAUUUGCUGACAUAGAGCAGCGGUCUCUGGGUAUUGCGGGCCGUGCCUGGGAGGGGGGUAGAGCAGGGGAAUGUGAGGGAAUUGAGGGAAGGGUGGGAGUUGUGGGGGCUGGAGGGGGUAUUGGAAUUGGGGGUGAAGCAGUCGCUGAGGCAGGAGGUGGACGAGGAGGAGGAGGAGAUGGGGAGGGGCUAGGGGUGUCGAGUGAGUUUCUGUGUGCGGACCUGCUGGGCAGGUCGGGUGCGUCCAUUGAGGCGCGGCUGAGAGCGCGGUUGAUGGCCCUGGCUGAAGCCAUCGCCACACACGACGAG